Molecule: messenger RNA, 2184 nt
Organism: Amoebophrya sp. A120
Lineage: Eukaryota; Dinophyceae; Syndiniales; Amoebophryaceae
Source: the annotation of a GenBank genome assembly
GGUGAAGAGAGUUGAAGCGCAAGAUAUUGUUCUAGCGUAGAAGUUAAUUGAGCACUCGUGUGCUUGUGUUUUCUCACUAUUUAUUCCCAUCCAAUCUCCACACAGGCACGGCGACAGAUUGCGAAGAACGUUGAAUCGUAUUGGAAUAGAAGAAGGACCGGUGUAAAAAAGCAACCAGUAACCACGUAAGAUAUAGUAUAAGCAGGCGCGCAAUAAGAAGAACAGUAAACAAAAACAUACGAAAAGGAAAAGCGUAUUGAGCGUCUCUUUGUCUGGCGGAACGCCUUUCCAGACGACGCCACUCCUGCGGUUCCUCGAUUGGCUUGCGACACCCAUAGUCAAAUAAUCGAGACGAAAAGUUCUAUUUUGGUGGACCUGUUCUUCUUGAUCUUGAGGGAGCCGCAAUUCCGUUUCUCCACCUUGUUUCCAAGCACCACGUCGUUUUUCGGAUUUCGAUACAAGAACCUAGAAGCCUCAAGAACAUUGUCCUGAUCGUCACCAUCACAAGCUCUAGCUGUACCGGCGACAAGUUGAAAUCGCGCUCGCGGCAAGAGCGUGUGCUUGUAAGUAGCGAAGAAUAGUAGACGACCGCGCGACGCACCAGGAUUCAGUUUUUGUCCAUACCAGGAGGAACUAAUACAGCACGCUGCCGAAACCCCGCAAGAAGCAGAACGGCGACAAAACUCCUGCCGCGCACGACGUAAAAAAAAUCCCAACGAGGGUACUUAAUUCGCGACUAUAACAAGAUCGCUCUUUGCUAUCUUCCCAGGUCACCGGCAAGGAGAAUCCACUUCAGCCCGAGACAAUGGCGAUGGCAGGCGUACCGACGGCAGAAGACUACAUGGCGGGCGGCCAGGCGAAAGAAAUCAAGAACCCCUCACAGGAGCAGCUGCAGCAGGCCUACCAGCAAAUAGAAUCAGAAAUCGGGCAGAUGAUUCAGAAGAUUGCGGAUUUGGACCAGGAGGUAUGUAGAUGUACUUCUUAAGUUUGGCCGCCUGUAGAUGAAUUUGGUAUGACAUCAUGAUUAGUCUUGUUAAAUUCUCAUCCUGUUCAUGUUCACUUUGCACUCAGUCGUACACGAUCAUGUAAUGGUUAUUGCGGAUUGAAAAUGCAUCGAUGCAGCGCAGUCUGUAGUUUAGCAUGACAAAAAUAAACACACAAUUACAAUCAGAAACGAGAACACGAGCUGGUUUUGGUAGCCAUGAAGGGCGUUCCAGACGACAGGCGAUGUUGCAGAAUGGUCGGCGGCAUCCUCGCAGAACGUAUUGAUUUGUUUUCUUUGCUUGAUCGCAAUAACACAAAAUGGCUCUCCCAAGCCAAAUGAGCAUCACAAAAAUGCUCCUGCUGGUGCUCGAAUUUGUCAUGCGAUUUAUCCAUGUGUGAUCAUAGAUAGAAAGAUAACUUUCCUAUUUGCAAUUAUGCAAGUUACAUCCAAGAACCUUUUUUAUCGAACGAAAACAACAGGUACGGUAAAAGACGUGCGACCACAGGUGGACGAUAACAAGGGCAAAAUUGAGAAGGCGAUCGAAAUGUUUAAGGCGAAAUUGGAAGAGAAAGGAAAAACGAGGAAGCUGUUCAAGGAGAAGUAUUCGUAAUUUUGUUCUUGCCAGCAGGACAUCUUCAUCAACGACUAGGAUGUACAGCUUGGCCUCGCAAUUAUAUUACGCAACCCUCCGAGUCCGAAGUCCUCGUGCUGAUUUUGGUUCUCUCUACUUGACGAGGUCGAUCUUGUUUUCUUGUGCACGACCUUGAUUGGAAUUUUUUUUAUUUCUCUAUCAGAUACAACAUCGUCGAUCCCCAGGCCGACAAGCAGGCUGCGGCCACACAAGCGACACAAGGCAACAACCAGGGCAGCGGGGGUGGUGUGUUGGUGUAAAAAAGAAAUGCGAUGACAAGGAAAAGACAAAAUUGCGGUUUUUUGAAACAACACCCAACGACUGUAACCCGAGCAAGGAAUUGCCUUUGGAUAUAGCAGUUGAAAGCUGCUGCAACAUUGACAACACAGGGGCUACCGCUAGUAGUUCUGGGUGCCUGCGACAGUUCGAUAUAAUUGUACACAGAUCUUCUAUUCUCUGUUGAUCGCAAAUUUACAUUUAGCGAUGAUGUGAUUUGUUCUUGGUUAUAGUUAAUAUGGCUGAACUGGGUGGAUUGGUAUCGUUCACACUUCAAAAGCAAAACAAGAAU